CCCGCCGCACCGGAGCGAUUCCUCUUCCCGUCGCCGCGCUCGGGGCCGGGGCGCACCGGCGGGGGGCGGCGGCGGCGGCGGCGGCUUCUCCUCCUCCGUCGUCUCCGUCCCCCCCGUCCGCCGCCGUCCGGGGCUCCCGCGGGGCUCGAGGCGCCGCCGCCGCGGCCCGACCAUGCUCCCCGGGGCGCCGCCGCCGCCCGCCGCCUUCCCCGCGGCGCCGCCGCAGCCGCCGCCGCCGCCGCCCGCCGCCCCGCACGGGCCGCCGGCGCCGCCGCCGCAGUUCCCGCCGUUCCCGGGGAAGCCCGGCCUCCAGAUCCGGAAGAAUGCCAUCACGGACGACUACAAGGUCACCACGCAAGUGCUGGGGCUCGGCAUCAACGGGAAAGUUUUGGAGAUCUUCAGCAAGAAGAGCGGCGAGAAGUUCGCCCUCAAGAUGCUGCAGGAUUGCCCUAAAGCCCGCAGAGAAGUGGAACUCCACUGGAGGGCAUCUCAGUGCGCGCACAUCGUCAGGAUCAUGGAUGUCUAUGAGAACCUUUACCAGGGAAGGAAGUGUCUGCUCAUUGUCAUGGAGUGCUUGGAUGGUGGGGAGCUCUUUAGUCGAAUUCAAGAUAGGGGAGACCAGGCCUUCACCGAACGGGAGGCUUCAGAGAUAAUGAAGAGCAUAGGGGAAGCCAUCCAGUAUUUGCACUCCAUCAACAUUGCGCACCGGGACGUGAAGCCGGAAAACCUCUUGUACACCUCAAAAAGGCCUAAUGCUGUGUUAAAACUCACCGACUUUGGCUUUGCUAAAGAAACUACCACACACAACUCCUUGGCCACUCCAUGCUACACGCCUUACUACGUGGCCCCGGAGGUGCUGGGCCCAGAGAAAUACGACAAGUCGUGUGACAUGUGGUCCCUGGGCGUCAUCAUGUACAUUCUGCUGUGUGGGUAUCCCCCCUUCUAUUCCAACCACGGUCUGGCCAUUUCUCCGGGCAUGAAGAAGCGCAUCCGAAUGGGCCAGUAUGAAUUUCCCAACCCCGAGUGGUCUGAAGUAUCAGAAGAAGUUAAGCAGCUGAUCCGCAACCUGCUGAAGACUGACCCGACCCAGCGCAUGACGAUCACGGAGUUCAUGAACCACCCCUGGAUCAUGCAAUCGAUGCAGGUGCCCCAGACCCCGCUGCACACCAGUCGCGUGUUGAAGGAAGAGAAGGAUUUGUGGGAGGAUGUGAAGGAGGAGAUGACGAGUGCGUUGGCCACCAUGCGAGUGGACUAUGAACAAAUCAAGAUUAAGAAAAUCGAAGAUUCCUCGAAUCCUUUGCUCAUGAAGAGGCGAAAGAAAGCAAACCCUGCUGAGCCAGCAGCACUCCCCCACUGAGGGUGCCCACGCCUGCUGGCCCUUGAGAAAGCAAUAACUAUAUAUAUAUAUUUUUUAAGAAAAAGACAAAAAGAGACAGACUGUUAUAUCAGGCGCAUGGAAUUGAGACAUUUAUACCAGACUAGUUAUUUUUAGCUACUCACCUGUGUUUCUGACCUUUCUGGAGCAGGCGAUGACAUAUCCCUGUAAGAUCCACAUGCUUCGACUGGGGGGUUUUUGUCCUGUAGGUAAACAACGCCGAUAAUUGGAUUUUUUUUCCGCCCCCUUUGUGAGACAGUUUUGGUUUUUUUUCCUUCCUUCCAAAGACCUGGAAAUUCCUGUGGUGACCUUUUUAGAGUAUAUGACAUAUAAAUAUUUUUUAAAAACUACUGUAGAGCUGAAACCCGGACAGCGUGGUCCCUUCGUGGCGCGCUGGGUGGAGACACAGGCUCCUGGCUUUGUACCUAGUGCGGACGUGGGAUGUGGUGGCCCGUCGGGCGGCCCCGGGGGCUGGGGCCGGGCUGUUCUCGGGCUCCGGCCCCUCUCCUCCCCAGGGCUGGGCUGGGAGGUCCCUGCCGAUGGUGCGGAUGUUCUUUGCUGGCCUGGAAAACUGCUACUGUUAAAGCAUCGUAGCAGAAGAGCUCCCCGGCCUGGAAGCCUUGGCUCUACCCAGGCGCGCGCGGGCUCUGCUCGAGCCCCUCGUGUGCGUGCGUCCGUGUUGCUGUCUGUCUGCGCGGGGCGAGCGCGGCGUCUGCGCGGCGGUGCGGGCGCGCGCCCCGUCUCCUCGCCGUGCCGUCUGCUGCAGUCUGUCCGUGUGCCUGCAAUUCAGUUCGAGUCUCAGGGCGUUUGGGGAGGAGGGAAGGGCUCGGCGCUGCCCCCGACGCGCGAUCCCCCCCCGCUCCUGGGAUCAGCCCGGCCGCCGCGGGGGCUUCGGAGAAACCUGCUGCCCCGGGAUGCUGCCGGGAGCCCCUGCGGCGGGAUGGGAUUCCCUGCCCCAAACCCGUCUCUUCUCGUCCGCAGGGACGUGGGAAAGGCGCUUCCCUGCUGCCUCCCCUGUCCCCUUCCCGCUUGCAGAAAGCUCCCGGGGUGCUGCAGGGUCUCCCCAGCUCUCAACUGUUGUUUGCUCCCGGUGGCCACAAGUUCCCCAGGACGAUCUUCCCCCGGGGAAAGCGGGGGGCGCGGGGCUGGAAACACCCCGGAGCAGCGGGGCCACAGCUUUGGUUGGGGUGGCAGUGCCGGGGCCGGGGCUCGCGGCGAACACGCGGUGCCGGCGGCCAGCAGCCCCUGCCCUCCUCGCCCCGGGCGGCGGUGGGCAACGAUUCUUGGCUUCUGGCUGCAGAACGGCUACUCGCGAGUCUUUAGUCCAUGAGUUAUUAUUAUUAUUAUUUGUCAUACUGUUUCACUGUGUUUAAUGUGUUCGAAUGGGGAAAAAUUUUUUUAAAGAAAUGUUUAGUUUUUAGGUGAUCUUUAGACACUGUAUGGAAUUUUAAUUUGUUUUAAAAACAGGUUUUUAUCUUUUAUUUUUUCCUUUUUUUGUCUGUUGGCUUAUACUAAUCUUCAUGGUCUGCUCUUCAGUCCUUUGGAUUAAAGACACUUAACGCGUCA
Molecule: messenger RNA, 2941 nt
Organism: Rhea pennata
Lineage: Eukaryota; Metazoa; Chordata; Aves; Rheiformes; Rheidae
Gene: MAPKAPK2
Product: MAPK activated protein kinase 2
Exons: 10
Coding region: 173-1357 (394 amino acids)
Biological process (GO): intracellular signal transduction; inflammatory response; vascular endothelial growth factor receptor signaling pathway
Cellular component (GO): cytoplasm; nucleus
Molecular function (GO): calcium/calmodulin-dependent protein kinase activity; mitogen-activated protein kinase binding; calmodulin binding
Source: RefSeq, a predicted model, not a curated record